Penicillium angulare is the source of this 1716-nucleotide messenger RNA. RefSeq names its product RCC1 domain-containing protein. Gene Ontology annotation, cellular component: cytoplasm. Lineage: Eukaryota; Fungi; Ascomycota; Eurotiomycetes; Eurotiales; Aspergillaceae. The transcript has 2 exons. The record is from RefSeq and is a predicted model, not a curated record. The coding region runs from base 1 to 1716 and encodes 571 amino acids. Gene Ontology annotation, molecular function: guanyl-nucleotide exchange factor activity.
AUGCCUCUAAAAAAGGCUGCGGCAGCUGCGGCUUCUGCUCCCAAGAAGGAUGCCCCGAAAACCAAAUCUGCCACCAAGAGCACCACCACUAAGGCCACCACCACCAAGGCCACUUCUACCAAGACAGCUGAGGCUAAACCCGGUCGUGGCCGCCCAAAGAAGAUGAGCACUGAGGAUGCUCCGAAGACUUCCGUGAAGGAGAAGAAGAAGAAAGAGGUGACCGAGGAACCCAAGAAAACAAAGACCGCAAAGACUACAAAAACCACAAAGACCACAACCACAACCUCCGCCGCGUCAAAGAAGCGUAAGGCAGAGGAGGAAGAGGAGGAAAAGCCUCGUGAACCCAAGAAGCCUCGUGUUAUCGCUCAGCCACGCGAGCGCAAAGCUAAGGCCCCUGUGAAGCCCAAGGCUACCAAGCCAAAGGUCGCCAUCAACGAAGCUCCCAAGACUCGGCUGAAUGUGUACGUCUGCGGCGAGGGAAGCUCUGGCGAGCUUGGCUUGGGCACAGCCAAGAAUGUCAUUGACGUUAAGCGGCCGCGUCUGAACCAGCUUUUGUCUGCUGACAAGGUUGGCGUGGUGCAACUGGCCAUUGGUGGUAUGCACUGCGUCGCCUUGACCCACGAUAACAAGCUCCUCUCUUGGGGUGUGAACGACCAGGGCGCCCUUGGCCGCGACACAGAUUGGGACGGUGGUUACAAGGAUAUGGAUGACGGCAGUGACUCGGACUCAGACGAUGAGGACAGCGGCUUGAACCCCCGGGAGUCCACACCUACCGAUAUUCCUGCUAGUUCUUUCCCAGAAGGAACCAUCUUUGUUCAAGUUGCCGCUGCGGAUAGCGCGAGCUUUGCCCUUACCGACGAGGGCAAAGUUUAUGGCUGGGGAACUUUCCGAAGCAACGAUGGAAUCCUCGGCUUCGAUUCAGUUCACGAGGUCCAGAAGACCCCCAUCCUUCUUCCCGACCUGAAGAAUAUCAAAUACCUGACUUGCGGAUCGAACCAUGCGCUUGCGCUUAACGAUAAGGGAGCCGUCUUCUCUUGGGGAUCUGGUCAGCAGAACCAGCUUGGUCGCCGAAUUGUGGAGCGCAACAAGCUCAAUGGCCUGCAGCCCAGAGAGUUCGGUCUUCCCAAAAACAUUGUGCACAUCGGAAGUGGCGCGUAUCAUUCCUUUGCAGUUCACUCAUCUGGCAAGGUCUACGCCUGGGGUUUGAACAGCUUUGGUGCCACAGCUCUCCAAGAGGGCGCCGGAGAUGAUGAAGCCGCCGUUGUGCACCCUGUCCUUGUGAAGGCGCUCUCGUCCCGAAACAUUGCCCAGGUCGUCGGUGGCUCUCACCACUCCAUUGCCCGCACCACUGACGGUGAAUGUCUGGUCUGGGGUCGACUGGACGGAUUCCAGAGCGGCCUCAAGUUGGACGCCCUUAGCAAUGACGCUGUCAUCAAGGAUGAGCGCGGCCGUCCCCGUAUUCUGAUUGAACCCACCAUUGUCCCUGGUAUCAAGGCCGAGUGGGUUUCCGCCUCUUCAGACCACUCACUUGCUAUUGAUGCCGAUGGCCGCGCUUGGUCAUGGGGAUUCUCAGCCAACUACCAGACCGGCCAGGGUACUGCCGACGAUAUUGAAGUUGCCACCAUUAUUGACAACACUGCUGUUCGUGGCAAGAAGCUGAACUGGGCUGGUGCUGGUGGCCAGUUCUCUGUGUUCGCUGAUGCUGCUAGCUGCUAA